CGGUGAUUUCGUCGCGUUGCGAACAAUUUUGGAAUUUUUCAUUGUAAUUUGCUAAAAAUAGAAAGGGAACAACUGGAAAUGUCGGGAAUGUCGGAUAAAUUUAAGAACUUUGUGGCAGAGUCCAUGGGCGACAAGGAUGCCGCAGAGUUGCCUGGAAUUGGAUCGAUGCUGGCCGAACGCUUGCACGAAUGUGGAUUCGAAAAGGCAUACCACCUGCUCGGCCAAUUCUUGGUGUUUGGAAAAGAUGAAAAACUGUUCGUUAUGUGGUUAACGGAAUCUUUCCAGGCCAGCUUUGAGCAAGCUUUAGACUGCUACGAUUGCCUCUACCGAUGGUGCGAUUUGUUCUUGUAAGCGACUUCUCAGUCGGCUUA
This is a messenger RNA of Drosophila persimilis, 371 nucleotides long. Its product is annotated as barrier-to-autointegration factor. NCBI's taxonomy places the organism in Eukaryota, Metazoa, Arthropoda, Insecta, Diptera, Drosophilidae. The record is from RefSeq and is a predicted model, not a curated record. The coding region runs from base 79 to 351 and encodes 90 amino acids. Gene Ontology annotation, molecular function: DNA binding. The transcript has 2 exons.